Molecule: messenger RNA, 546 nt
Organism: Quercus robur (English oak)
Lineage: Eukaryota; Viridiplantae; Streptophyta; Magnoliopsida; Fagales; Fagaceae
Exons: 1
Coding region: 1-546 (181 amino acids)
Source: RefSeq, a predicted model, not a curated record
AUGUGUAGGGCCUUCGCUACGACGCUGAAGGGUCCUACGAGAAUUUGGUUAAGCCGGCUAACGCCUAACUCCACCAGCACUUUCAAGGAGCUUAGUACCCAGCUUACUUCGCACUUUAUUGGGGGGCAUAAGUAUAAAAAGUCUACUGCAUGCUUGAUGAGUAUCAGGCAACGAGAGGAUGAGACGCUGAGAUCUUACAUAGCCCGCUUUAACAAGGAAGCACUCUCGAUCGAUGAAGCUGACGACAAAAUACUUGUAGCAGCCUUCAUAAAUGGGUUGCGGAAAGGUAAGUUUUUUUUUUCUUUAUACAAGAACGAGUCGAAGACCACGUCGGAUGUACUUUACAGGGCCACCAAGUACAUGAAUGCUGAAGACGCGUUGUUGGCUAGAGAAGAGAGGCCUAAGAAAAGAGAGAGGCAAGAAGACACACGACAGGACAAAGGGCGGAAGAUGGCAAGGACUGGAGAGCGAAGGGAUGACAGGCACUCUAAGCCCCUUGCGGGGAGGUUCAUGAGCUUCACCUUGCUAACCACCCCAAUCAACUAA